AUGGCCAAGAUGAAGUCUGAAAUCAUCGAAAAAGUUCGCGGAGCCUUGGAGAAGUAUGAGUUGCAGCUCGGCGAGAUCAAUCAACAGAUCUGGUCCAACCCAGAACUAGCCUUCGAAGAGCACAAUGCCCACGACAACAUCUGCAACCUCUUCGAGUCUCUAGCUGAAGAAGGCUAUAAAGUCAAUCGCAGCGCGUUCGGCGUCAAAACCGCCUUCGAAAUCAGCUAUACCCGCGGCAAAGGUGGCCGCACCAUCGCAUUCAAUGCCGAAUACGACAGUCUCCCCGGCAUAGGCCACGCCUGCGGCCACAAUCUCAUCGCCACAAGCUCCAUCGCUGCAUUCCUCGCAACCUGCGAAACAAUGCGCGCCUUCUACCCGGACGACGACAUCGGCUACACAGCCCGUCUCCUAGGAACCCCGGCCGAAGAAGGCGGCGGCGGGAAACUACUCCUCAUCGACGCGGGCGCGUACAAGGCCGUGGACGCUUGUUUCAUGGUCCACCCCUUUCCUGUGUUAUCCGGUGCACCGGACCUGCUUAGUUCGAGUUCGUGCGAGGGUCAGUAUCUGGCCAAUCAUAAGGUGGAGGUGACGUUUACUGGGAAGCCGGCGCAUGCUUCGGCGGCGCCAUGGGAGGGUGUGAAUGCAUUGGAUGCGGUUGUUGCGGCUUAUGUGAAUAUUUCGAUGCUGAGGCAGCAAAUUUUGCCGACGCAGAAGAUUCAUGGCGUUGUGUUGAGGGGGGGGGAGAGACCGAAUGUUAUUCCGGCUUCGACAACCGUGGAGUAUUAUAUUCGGUCUGAGACGGUGAAGACGCUUAGGCCGUUGACGGAGAGGGUGUUGAAGUGUUUUGAGGCUGCGGCUACGGCGACGGGGUGUACGGUUGAAUAUAAAUGGGAGCCGGCGUAUAUGGAUAUGAUGGUGAAUCGCCCUAUUUGCGAGAGCUAUAUGAAUGUCAUGAAUGAGAUGGGGUAUAGUACUAUCUACGACGCUGCUGGACAGGAAGGCGGGUUGAGUGGAGGAUCCACGGAUAUGGGCAAUGUCUCAUACGAGGUGCCCGGUUUCCAUGGCGGAUUUUAUAUCCACACAGAUGGAGUCAAUCAUACUCCGCAGUUUACGGCUGGUGCGGGCUCGCAGGAGGGGUUCAAGCGCAGUCUUUAUUGUGCCGCGGGUAUGGCUGUUGUAGGAUGUCGGGUGUUGGCUGAUGAUGAGUUUGCUGCUGCGGUCAAGUCUGAUUUUGACAGCAACGAAUGA
This is a messenger RNA of Penicillium daleae, 1248 nucleotides long. Its product is annotated as M20 family metallopeptidase. The coding region runs from base 1 to 1248 and encodes 415 amino acids. The transcript has 3 exons. Lineage: Eukaryota; Fungi; Ascomycota; Eurotiomycetes; Eurotiales; Aspergillaceae. Gene Ontology annotation, molecular function: dipeptidase activity. The record is from RefSeq and is a predicted model, not a curated record.